This is a messenger RNA of Cariama cristata (Red-legged seriema), 489 nucleotides long. It is a transcript of the gene RAB29, whose product is annotated as RAB29, member RAS oncogene family. The record is from RefSeq and is a predicted model, not a curated record. NCBI's taxonomy places the organism in Eukaryota, Metazoa, Chordata, Aves, Cariamiformes, Cariamidae. The transcript is spliced from 4 exons. Gene Ontology annotation, molecular function: GTPase activity; GTP binding. Bases 88 to 489 code for a protein of 133 amino acids.
UUUGCUCUGAAGGUGGUCCAGUGGUCGGAAUCGGAGACAGUACGGCUUCAGCUCUGGGACAUCGCAGGGCAGGAACGCUUCACAUCCAUGACCCGGCUGUACUACAGGGAGGCGUCCGCCUGCGUUAUCAUGUUUGAUGUCACCAACAUCAGCACGUUCAGCAACAGCCAGAAGUGGAAGCAGGAUUUGGACAGCAAGCUGAUGCUGCCAGAUGGGAACCCCGUGCCUUGCCUACUGCUGGCUAACAAAUGCGACCUUUCCCCAUGGGCAGUGACAAGAGAAGAAGUGGAUCGGUUCGGCAAAGAAAAUGGCUUUUCUGGUUGGGUGGAGACAUCUGUCAAGGAAAACAAGAAUAUCCAUGAGUCCAUGAGAGUCCUGAUUGAAAAGAUGAUGUCCUCAUCCACUGGUGAUGGAAGUUCCUCUGCUGCUGGGAGUGGGGAUUAUAUUAACAUAAAGGAGACAACCCCGCCAGGCUGGGCUUGCUGUUAG